UCUGGCAUGAGCAAAGAAGGAAAAGGAAACUGUCCUAAAUCCAUCCUGAUCUUUUUUAAACAUUUCCUUUUCACAGGAAAACGUCUCUUCUGUGUCUUUUAACACAUCCUCAUUUUUUUGCUGGCAAAGAAAGAGGGAGGGAGGAACUGAUGCCUGGGAGUGAAAUGAGUUUUACCUGAGUUGGAUGGCUGUUUUGGUGGGAAAUGAAGAUUUUCUGAACAAUGCAAGGCUCUGAGCAACACUAACAGCUGGCUUCAUUUCUUGUCACUUCGCCUCUGUAUGGGAAACUUGGAAAUGAAGAUGCUUUUCGUUCCGUUCCUCUGGAUCUGGCAUGGGAUCACUUAUAACUCAGAUGUUGUAUGUGGCUAUUCUGUAGCUCCACCAACUCUCAGCAUCGACACUGAUGACUACGCUAUCAAUGUCAAUGAGACACUGAAUAUCACGUGCAGAGGGCAACAUGUUUUGGACUGGAUGUGGCCAAGUAAACUGGAGUUUCAAGAGCAUGAGACGAAAGGUGAAGAAGCCAUCAUGACUGUAAACAAUAACAGUACAAGAAUGGUUACCUUAACUGAGUGUGAAGGCACACGUAUAAAACCAUACUGCAAAACCCUGACAGUGGUGGGCACAUAUGCUAAUGACACAGGAUUAUAUCGGUGCUUUUAUAAAUACAUCAGUGCGAUCAUCGAUGGAACCACUGCUGCAAGUACUUAUGUUUUUGUAAAAGAUUUUGAUGAGCCAUUUGCUCACAGGCAGGGAAUAGGUGUUGUAUACGUGUCCAAGCAGGAGUAUGCAGAGGUGCCAUGCAUCGUAUCCAUCCCUGACCUCAAUGUCACUCUCAUCAUGAUGCAGUCAGACAAGGAACAGCCUCAGGUUCUCAUCCCUGAUGGCAGCACUGUAGUCUGGAACAACAAGAAGGGAAUGCAAGUCCAAAAUGUCCUCAUUCGUUAUGCAAACAUUAUUUACUGCCAAGCAGUAACUAAAGAAAAACAGUACCAGUCUCCAAUAUUUUUUGUGCAUGUAACAGGAAAUUACAUUUAUGAUAUCUCAAUAUCCCCCAUUAACUCUGUCGAACUGAUGAUAGGAGAAAAACUGACAUUAAAUUGCACAGUGACAGCAGAAUUUAAUACAGCAGUGCAUUUCAAGUGGAAUUUCCCAGGACAACAGGUUAAUUCCACAGUUUUGAUUACUUCUGAAAGACGUCCACUGCUUUUAAACACUGAGUUAUCAAGCAUGCUGAUUAUUCCGAAUGUUACCCGAGAUGAUUUGGGAAAGUACGUCUGCAGUGCAAGCAAUGGCAUUGAGACUUACGAAAUAAGUACAGAGGUCAUGGUUCACGAUAAACCAUUCAUCAGUGUUGACUACAGCAAAGAAAGUUCAGUGGUUGAGGCUACAGCUGGAGACAAACAAGUCAAACUGGUCAUUAGUUACCUCGCCUACCCACAGCCAGAUAUCUACUGGUAUAAGGAUGGGAAGCCAAUUGCCUCUAACAUGGUGAUGAUUCAAAGGCGUAAGCCUUCACAGGCCUCAUUAGCGAUUCAUGAUAUUUCAGAGCAGCAUGCAGGCACCUACAUGUUACUGCUGAAGAAUCCUGCUGCACAGCUGGAACAGUGGGUCAACCUUCAUCUUCUCGUUAAUGUGCCUCCACAGAUCCAGGAAAAAAGAGUUGCUUAUCCCACCAACAUUUACCCUCGAGGUAUUCGACAAGAAUUGAUCUGUACUGUCUAUGGGAUCCCAGCAGCAGAAAAAAUCUUCUGGCACUGGAAACCUUGGGCUGCUUGUAAGCAGUCUUCUCGCCGGAGCUUGUAUUCUCGCAAGCUUGCACGAAGGCGGCAGCGGGAAGAGAUGCCAGAGUGCAAAGACUGGAAGGAUGUGACCUCAGAUGCUGGCCCAAACAAAUUCGAAAGCAUCGACACCUGGACAGAAAUUGUGGAUGGGAGAAACAAGACAGUCAGCAGGCUGGUGAUACAGGAAGCCAACUCUUCGGUUGUGUACAAGUGCUCAGCAUUCAACAAAGUGGGCAGAGAUGAAUGGCUCAUCUACUUCUAUGUGACCACCAUCCCAGAAGGCUUUCUUAUCAAGCUAUACCCUUCAGAAGAGCCCAUUGAGGGUCAGAAUGUCACUUUAACUUGCAAUGCUGACAUGUUCAAGUAUGUGAAUCUGCAAUGGUAUUAUCUCAAUCCUGAGAAACUUCAAGAUGAAGACAAUGACACUCUGACACUGGAUUGUAAGAGCAUAUAUAAAUAUGCAGACAAUAUGCGUAAACAAUCCCUCUCCUAUCAAGAGUCCAAUAAUGCAAGCCUGCUUCUCAGGUUUCCUAAAAUCACAUUGGAAGAAGAAGGCAAUUAUGUGUGUGUAGUGCAGAAUAAAAGAACAGGAGAGAAACACUGCCACAUAAAAUACGUCUCUGUACAAGCUCAAGAAGCCCCUGCACUGUUACAGAACUUGACUGACAGGAUUGUGAACAUCACUGAAUCCAUGAUUAUCUACUGCAGAGUGGCUGGAAUACCCAUCCCUGAAAUCCACUGGUUCAAGGACAAGAAACCCCUUCAGACACGUUCAGGAAUUAGCCUAAGCGACUCCAACCAGACCCUAACAGUGCAGAGAAUGAGAGAAGAAGAUUCAGGGGUGUAUCAGUGCUUUGCCUGUAAUAACAAAGGAUGUGUCAAUUCAUCAGCCACUGUAUCUGUUGCAGGCAAUGAGGAAAGAACAAGUGUUGAGAUAGUGAUUCUUAUUGGCACAGCAAUCAUCGCGGUCUUUUUCUGGGUAUUACUGAUUCUCAUCUUCUGCAACAUCAAGAGGUCAAACCAUGCUGAUAUUAAGACAGGAUACCUCUCUAUAAUAAUGGACCCAGACGCAGUACCCCUGGAAGAUCAGUGUGAAUACCUGGCAUAUGAUUCAAGUAGAUGGGAGUUCCCCCAAGACAGACUUCAACUAGGUAAAGUAUUAGGCCAUGGAGCAUUUGGGAAAGUGGUAGAAGCCUCAGCAUUUGGAAUUACAAAAAGCAACACCUGUGAAACCGUAGCAGUGAAAAUGUUGAAAGAUGGGGCCACAGCUAGUGAACAGAAGGCACUGAUGUCUGAACUAAAAAUACUAAUACACAUUGGAAACCACCUCAAUGUUGUCAACCUGCUUGGAGCCUGCACCAGAUCUAAUGGACCCCUGAUGGUGAUCGUGGAGUUCUGCAAAUAUGGGAACCUUUCCAACUAUCUGCGAACAAAGAGGGAAGGAUUUAUUCCUUAUAGGGAGAGGUCUCCUAAAUCAACAAGCCAGCUGUGCUCCAUGGUGGAGGCAGUGAUGGCUGAUAGAAGCAGGAUGGGCAUUAGCGAAGGUAUUAUUAUGGCCAGAAUGCUCACCAACCGACAUCAGAACAUUCAGUGGGAAAUGCAAGAAGUUGAUGAUUUGUGGAAACGCCCUCUCACUGUGGAGGAUCUGAUCUGCUACAGUUUCCAGGUUGCACGGGGGAUGGAAUUCCUGGCAUCUAGGAAGUGUAUCCACAGAGACCUGGCAGCUCGCAACAUUUUGUUGUCUGACAACAAUGUGGUAAAAAUCUGUGAUUUUGGUCUAGCCCGAGACAUCUACAAGGAUCCAGAUUAUGUUAGGAAAGGCAAUGCCCGUUUGCCACUGAAGUGGAUGGCACCUGAAAGUAUUUUUGAUAAAGUAUAUACAACACAAAGUGAUGUGUGGUCAUUUGGAGUUCUGCUGUGGGAGAUAUUUUCAUUAGGUGCCUCUCCCUAUCCAGGAGUGCAGAUUAAUGAAGAGUUUUGUCAGAGGCUGAAGGAAGGAACACGAAUGAGAGCUCCAGAAUAUGCUCCAGCAGAAAUCUACCGCAUAAUGCUCAGCUGUUGGCACGGUAACCCAAAACAAAGACCACUCUUCUCAGAUCUGGUAGAAAAACUUGGAGAUCUUCUGCAAGCCAGUGUACAACAAGUUGGAAAAUAUUACAUUCCAUUAAGCAGUUCUCAAAGUUCUUCAGAUGAUGGCUUUUCACAGACAAUUUCUUCUACACCACACUCAGAUGAAGAAUUUGAAAUGAGACUUUGUGGUGACAGUUUAUCAAGAAGGUACUAUAAUUGUGUGCCUUUUCAUGGGGGUUAUUUAACUGGAGGAAACCAAAGCCAGUGUCCAGGUCGGAUACAGACAUUUGAGGAGCUUCUAGUGGAACACAGUACACACAAGGCACCCACAGACAAUCAGACCGACAGUGGGAUGGUGCUGGCUUCAGAAGAGUUAACGAGGAUAGAGAACAGCAAACGCAGGAAAGAAGGAGGGUUCAGCAGUACACACACUACCAGCGACACAGAUGUUGUAUCGGAACACAAAGACCAAACAGGUAGAUGUCAGCAAUCACCAGCAGCAGGAGAGAUACUUUUAAACAGAGAAAAUGAAGAGGUGAAAGAACAUUCAGGGAAGAAAAUGGAUGCCGUCCAUAGCCCUCCCUCUUCAGUGACAGAUAAAUGUUAAAUGGUACAGUUCUUCCUUGGAGCACAGCAAAAAUUACUUAUUUUAUCUGGAAGGCAGCCAUAUACUUCAUUUGUAAACUAUGUUUUCAUGUUGUUUACUUAAAAUAUGUACCUGAACAAAAUGGAAGGACGAUGGCUAUAUUAUAGCAAUGACUAAAUGUUUUGCUAAACCUACAGACACUUAAAAAUGAAGGAAGCAAAGACAUGAAGCACCACAUGAUUAAUUAAAUUGCUUUCUGGAUGAGUGUGUUCCAAGUUGUAGUUUUCCCAAAAGAACAUGUUAAUGAAAACAACAACAUACAUCAGCAAUAUGGUUCGUAAAUACGACAACACAGACUUGUUCAUGGAACAAAAACUUGCUCAUCAUCUAAAUCCAUAAAAGUGAUCAUUUUCCUUCAAGAAUAUUUAAAAUUAGCAGCUGGAACUGCUCCCCAUUCUUACCAAUUAGUUAACAUCUGCAAUUAUGUUAUCUCCGAUAUUGAACUCUAGUGAUAACCACAGAUGGCUAGCAAAUGCCUCAGGACUUCAUCUGCUAUUAUCAAUACUGUCAGUCUGGGAAGUUUGCUUAUUUGUAUAAAGCUAUAUUUUAAGGUUCCUUCAAGACAAGAACCAGGUGCAGCUGCAGCAAGUCCUCCAUGAUGUUUAUGCUACUGACUGGGUGAUGUGGUUCAGGGCUGCUUCAAGAAUCCAUUGGUCGACAUGACAUAUUCUUUGUUGUUACUGCAUAUCUUUACAGUAUAUUUUAAUACCAUUAUUUGAUGAAUUUUAUUGUAAAUAAGGUAGAAUAAAAAGUUCACUUCUUAAACUGUAUGUGAAAGAGUAAUAAAUGAAACACGCAACAGCAUGAUAUAUAUAUGGUGGCAUGGUGUAAGUGAAAAUUAGUUUCUGUACCAUAAAUAUCACCAAUACAUAUGCAGUAUUUUGUACUAGAAUGCCAUGGGGUAUAGUAAAGUAAUGUUUUGAUAUGUGUGUAUGUAUAUACAUAUAUAUUUUUUC
Messenger RNA from Protopterus annectens (West African lungfish), 5456 nucleotides. RefSeq names its product fms related receptor tyrosine kinase 4 (gene FLT4). The record is from RefSeq and is a predicted model, not a curated record. Gene Ontology annotation, molecular function: transmembrane receptor protein tyrosine kinase activity; ATP binding. The transcript has 30 exons. Bases 280 to 4461 code for a protein of 1393 amino acids. Gene Ontology annotation, cellular component: signaling receptor complex. Gene Ontology annotation, biological process: protein phosphorylation; multicellular organism development; positive regulation of kinase activity. Lineage: Eukaryota; Metazoa; Chordata; Ceratodontiformes; Protopteridae.